AUGACGCCGCCCAAAAACGUUAAGCAGUUGCUCAGUUUCCUGCAAACUUGCUCUUGGUUCAGGAGAUUUAUCCACAAUUUUGCUGAAGUAUCCAAACCGUUGUCGAUGCUUAUGAAAAAGAAUGCAACUUGGAAUUGGAAACUACCACAACAAGAAGCAUUUGAUCAGCUAAAAGUGUUGCUAAGUUUAACCCCAAUCCUACGUCAAGCAGAUGCGAAGUUACCAUAUAUACUACGCACUGAUGCCAGUAGCUAUGCUCUGGGAGUAUGUUUACUCCAGGGGAGGGCGCAGACGAACGACCUGUUGAAUACGCAUCAAGAUUGUUAA
Molecule: messenger RNA, 327 nt
Organism: Sitophilus oryzae (rice weevil)
Lineage: Eukaryota; Metazoa; Arthropoda; Insecta; Coleoptera; Curculionidae
Exons: 1
Coding region: 1-327 (108 amino acids)
Source: RefSeq, a predicted model, not a curated record